Aegilops tauschii subsp. strangulata is the source of this 1587-nucleotide messenger RNA. RefSeq lists its product as uncharacterized. NCBI's taxonomy places the organism in Eukaryota, Viridiplantae, Streptophyta, Magnoliopsida, Poales, Poaceae. The record is from RefSeq and is a predicted model, not a curated record.
GCUGUGCCGAAUGCCCAAACGCACGCACGCGCCGCCUGUCCGCUGUCCUGUCCUCCGCCUGCCGCCGCCCUUCACCGGAGCGCUGUGCCCCCCACGCCGUCCUGCCCGGUCUGCCCCCGACGGUUCGCACAACUGUGACCUGCCGCCGUUCCCCGGGCCCUCGGCAGCCCGCCUUCGCGCCGGUCAUUUUUGGCCCCAUCCGCCGUGCCGCCUGGUACCAGGACUGCCGCCCUGCUUCCGCCGGCCAGGCGCCGACGCUCGACGCCGAGGAGCGCCAGACAUGGCAGCUACCAAGCCCGGCGCGGCCGCCAUGGCACAAUGUCAGGAGGGGUCGGCGGAGGAGCAUCGGCUGCGGGCGGCGCUGCGCCACCUGCAGGCGGAGGCCGGAGUGCUCGAGCGCCUGGUCUACAAGCACCGGAAUCAGCACCGCGGUGCCGCCUACUUCCAGUACCUCCUCAAGGUGCGGAGGGACCUGAAGCUGCUGCUUGGCGCCAAUCUCAUGGAGGUCAUCAACGCGGUGUUCCCUGUCAUCACCUGUCGUAAGCCGGCCAACACUAUUCUUGCUACGAACAGGCAGGGUAAGAGGAAGCCUGGUGCAAACCAUAGCCACUAUAAGAGGCUUUUGGGGGUUGCCCGUUUGCUGUCCCAGAUGGCUGAACCUGUUAUGAAGGGAGCAGUUCAGAUCAGCUUUUUACUUGCUAGAUCUUUUUUUGUAGAACUUUGCACUGCAGUGCUUGCUUUGCUUGCAAGAGUGAGGGUCCUGACCCAACAGAUUUUACUUGAUGUUGUAUCAGUAUACAACAAGGUUACUGAUCUUACAGAUAAAAAGCAGGCUGUUAAGAUCAGUAUUGAUAAAGUACAGGCUUUCAGAGAGUACUACCCCUCGAGCAACGAUCCCUGUACUAUCCUGGAGUGUGUAUGGGUGAAAGAUAAAUUUGUUUUGCACGAAAAGACAAAAGCUAGCAGUCUGAAAACCCAAGAUGAUGAUCUGAAGUCGUGCACCCCAGAUUCAUCAAUCCAGUAUGAGACCCUUGGACUUGUUAGUGAAGAGAUGGAAAACCUUGAUGGAGCAAACACCCCAGCCAAGCAACAACAGACUUCUCUGGCUGACCAACCAGAUAAAGCCACCCAUUGCGGCGAUGCUGGAGAUUCUCUCAGUGGGAGACAACUACCAAAUGAUCAGAACACCCCCGGCUCUCUCCUUGGCACGCCCCCUGCUGCGCCGACUCCACGAAGAGAUGCCAAGCCUGAUACGAGGAAGAGAGUGGCAUUCAUUGCGGUGGGGAAAACAAAAGUCACCGUGACACCGCCCGAAACAUCAUCCGUAGUUACCAAGAAGCAAAGGGUGUACACGAUUCGACAGACCACCACAGAUCCUGCUUUGUAACUCUGAAAGAACAACCGGUAAUGAUGAGAUAAAGGGCUAUACAUAUGCACACCUUGGUAGAUGAUCGAUGUGUUAUCGUUGAUUUGUUGCAUUCUUACUGCAUCUCGCUUCGAUACCAAGAGAUUGUAUCUUUUAUCAUUGACCUCAAGUGUAUUUUUGUUAUCAAUUUGUUAACUUAAGUUGAUGGAUUUUGCUACCAA